Molecule: messenger RNA, 627 nt
Organism: Dama dama (fallow deer)
Lineage: Eukaryota; Metazoa; Chordata; Mammalia; Artiodactyla; Cervidae
Gene: TOMM6
Product: translocase of outer mitochondrial membrane 6
Exons: 3
Coding region: 84-308 (74 amino acids)
Cellular component (GO): mitochondrial outer membrane translocase complex; mitochondrion
Source: RefSeq, a predicted model, not a curated record
AAGUGUGAGGCCGGAAGUUGCGUAAUCUGUCGGCGCCCGCCCGGUGCUUGGUGAGCGUUCCUACGGAGCGCGGAGCUGCUGCCAUGGCUUCCAGUGGGACAGGCGUGACAGCUGCGGGCUCAGCAAAUGAAGCUCCCGAAAUUCCAGACAACGUGGGGGACUGGCUUCGGGGCGUCUACCGCUUCGCCACCGACAGGAAUGACUUCCGGAGGAACUUGAUUCUCAAUUUGGGACUCUUUGCUGCUGGAGUUUGGUUGGCCAGAAAUUUGAGUGACAUUGACCUAAUGGCACCUCAGCCUGGGCUCUAGCCUGUGAAGACACAUGGAACCCCUGUGCUGUACUCGACCCCUUCAAAAACAGCCUCCAAUCUGUGACCAUCACAAGACUUGUCCUGCUGGCGGCUGAAGUUUGAUCCAGAGGGCACCUUCCCUUCCCUGCCUUCCUUCUCUUUGCUGAGUCCACUCAGGACACCCUUCUCUGGUCAGCAGGCAGCCUUCAGCUAAAGUGUUGUCUUCUGUUCUGUAAAAUGCUGUACAUAGUUACUAAGUUUCUGCAGGGGAUUAUCUUUGCUCUUGUCCUGAGGAAUAAUCUAAUGGUAUUUUAACAAAUAAAGCGUGUACACAAAGA